Molecule: messenger RNA, 1887 nt
Organism: Symbiodinium sp. CCMP2456
Lineage: Eukaryota; Dinophyceae; Suessiales; Symbiodiniaceae
Source: the annotation of a GenBank genome assembly
AUGAGCACCUGCAUCCAGAUUACGGAGGGCGUGGUGCCGGGCAUCAACCGCCUUGCACUGAAAGGCCACAUGGAGCAGUUUGGCCAGGUGGAUCUGGUUCACAUGGGCAAUCGGCAAAACCCGGAAGAGGAGCCCCCGAAGGUUCGCUUCUCGACGCCUGAAGCUGCACAGAGGGCGCUGGAAGCCAUAAACGCUGGACAAGUUGUGAUAGAUGGGAUGCUCCUCAAGGCGCAAUACAUGCAGGGGAAGGGUAGAGGUCGUGGUGCACCGCCCACGGCCACAGAGCGGAAUCUGGAAGUCACAAGCCGUGACCUCUUCCUGGAGCGUGAGCGCGCCCGAGCUCAAGCGAGGGGCGGAGGUGGAGGUGGUGGAAAAGAGCGAAGCCGCAGCCGAGAUCGCAGCCGCGACCGCCGUCGAAGGCGGAGAAGCAGCGAUAGCAGCAGGUCUUGCACCACUUGUCCCCUUGCCGAUGCCGUUGAAGCGGCCUUCAAGCUGCGUGCAGAUGCGUGCAGAGUCCAGAGUAGACAGGCAGCCAGACCCACCAUGAACAACAACACACGCAAAAUGCUGGACAUUGCUGGGAGGAUCAAGGACGCGAGUGUAGCGGCCAUGGCGGAGCUGACUGCAAGGGAGCGCCGGCUGGUGCACAUGACGUCCAACAUCUUCGAUGAAAAGGGCUCGGACAAGUCUGUGUAUUCAGCCAGCAGGCAGAAGGAGCUUCUCGAGAACUUGCGGCAGAGCUACGUGCAGAAGAACGGGGUGCCGGAGGCCAUGAACUUGCCCAGGCCGCAGGAGAUGAAGUAUGCCUUGAUGACUGGCAACCAUGCAGUGUUGCCAGCAAGCAGUGCGGUGAACGGGCCCGGGACAAAGCGGGAUGCGCAGUUCAUGCCCAAGGAGUUCUGGUCGACCUCCGUGGAUUUGAAGUGGCACGACGUGCGGAACGAGCGCUGCCGCCACAAGAGCCAUGCAGCGGAGCGUGCCAAUUUGGAUGCCAAGGACAAAAAGAUACGGGAGAUGUCCUCGGAGCUGUUCCAAAAGGAGCGGCUGGUGAAUCGAACAAUGGGCAAAUCAGAUCUCGUGGCCGAUGGGACGGAUUACCUGGCCAUCGAUUCGUCUCUCCAUGAGCAGCACGGAACCGUCCCCGGCGGUGCCACGGGCAGGCGCUCCUCUGCCAGCCAAAGGCUUCAAGCCAAUCUGGCUGCUUCGGGGUACAACACCAUGCCGCAGCCCGAGGCUCCGGAGGUAACAGGGGGCUAUGCACAGGAACAUCCUCCCAGGAGAAGUGGCAAGGAAAUGCGCAACUACUCCGACCUGUUCGGUUCUGAAAUGGGCCGCCGUCAUGCACCGACGCAGCAGCGCCAGGACAUCAUUGGCACAUCUACUUGCACUUUCUUGGAUCAUCGCGGUGAGAUUGAGGCAGCACGCCGGGAGGAAGGAAGGCUAGCAGGUGCCACCACCCCUGCAAACAGGAAGGAGGCGGAGAUGUCAUCGACGCUGCAUGGGCACAAGACCCCCAGAGGCCAAAAGGCUCCUGAACUGGAGCAGGCACUCGCGGUGGAGCGGGGCGUUUGGGACAGCAAAGAAGGCAUGGCGAUCAACGCAGAGGUCUCACGCCGCCAUCGCGAGAAAGAGUUCAACAAGGACUUCGAGGGUGAUGUCUUCCACUUGUCUCGCAAGCAAGACUGCUUGGACUCUUCUCAGGUGAGGGAGAACAUUGGCCAGCCGGCACCCAUCGAGGCACCCGUGUCUCCGAGAAGCGGGGCUGGCCUCAUGUCGCCGUACUCGCCCACGAGACAAGGGGGCCCGAGCGCUGCACAAAGAGAGAAGAUGCUGCAGUUUGCGAAAGACACAAAGCUUGCCUCGCUGCAGUCAAGCAUUUUUUCUUGA